This is a messenger RNA of Pyricularia oryzae 70-15, 1317 nucleotides long. RefSeq lists its product as uncharacterized. The transcript has a single exon. The record is from RefSeq and is a predicted model, not a curated record. NCBI's taxonomy places the organism in Eukaryota, Fungi, Ascomycota, Sordariomycetes, Magnaporthales, Pyriculariaceae. Bases 1 to 1317 code for a protein of 438 amino acids.
AUGAGUUCGACAAAGCGGAAGCGCGACGCGGCGGAAAACGUGCCGCGCAAAAAUGCAAAAACCUCGCCCGAGGAUUGGGUGGAAGGCCGAACCAACCGCGAGCUGGCAAAACCUUACCUGCUCGCGGUGGCCAAGAUGCCGGUAGACGCAUUGGAUACCACGUGGAGCGUCGGCAGGAACCGCGCCCUCGACCACGGCCACGUGCGCAGGUUGAGGGAGACGUUCGCAACCACCGGCCUCGAGCGAAAUGCGGACGAGAACAGGCUUUUGCUCCUUUGCAGCGCCGACGAGGUGCGGCGGGCCAAGUCCGAGCACGGACCGCCGGACGGCGACGUGCUCACCUUUUUCAACUGGGCUACCAUUAACGACCAGGCAGAGGUGAUGGCGGGGCAGCAUCGCAUCCAGGCGCUGCGGGAAUAUGUUCGGAAGGCCAAGGCCCCGCCGAGCGAGAUGUGGUGGACCUGCGAGCUGUACGACAGAGACCGCCUGCCGUCCGAACUUAACAUCAAAAUGCGAAUCAACCGACGAAACCCUGGGUUGCCCGACAACCAAGGACAAAUCUGGCUGCAGCUUAUGUCGAUCGCUUCCGAUCCGGCAGGGUCGCUCGCGCCCGGAAACACCGUUAAGAUCGACAACAAGCUCGUCGGGGCGCUCCGCCUCGGUGGCGAGAAGAAUUUCCCCACGCGCCGGCUGGUGUCCAUUUGGAACCGCAAAGCGUGGCGCGAAAGGGUUACGAAAUGGUGCAGCACGAGGCUCGGAAUGGAAACGUUUAACAUAUCGAAUUUCGAAUGGCUGGCCAGGUUACGAAUCGACGAAUAUUGGUUCGACACACUGGACGCGGCGCUCCACACGCUCGAGGCCUUACCACUGGACAAAAAGGCAUACCUCGGGCGGGAGGAAUGGUCCAGGCUGGCACGUGCCCUGGACGGUAAAACCCGGGACGAUUUAAGCAUCGCCGUCGAUGGGCUGUUUUACACGGAAAAAAAGGGACGCCGCACCAGAACCGAGAAUUUACUCCCUCACCUGUCCGACGAGGCCUACGAGGCCGUCGUGCACGCAGCCGCAACCGGCAACCUCGCAUUCCCAGACGUUAAACACCAGCUCCGCCCUCGCAAAAAGGAAAUGCUGUUAACAAUUUCUAUAUUGCAGCACGUGGUUGCCUGGAUAAACCCAGCCUGCGCCCUCGAGAUAGACAAUAUUAGCCCGACCGCCAAAGACAAGCUACCCAUUUGCGUUUAUUUGUUAAAAGCACUUUCCCGGAUGGCCGCCGAAAGGGGCGACGACGAAUACCCCGAUAACGCCGCUCGGACCAUUUAA